AUGGAGAACGGCGGCGGCGGCAAAGGCAAAGGUGACGUCCCCGACGACGCGAAUGAGCAUUGCCCUGGAACGCAGUCGGAGGAGGCGGGGAAGGCGGAUGCCUGCGCCGGAUGCCCCAACCAGCAGUUUGCUCCACCACCCCCAAGGGCCCCGAUCCCGAUAUAUGUGGGCCCUAGCAUCCCAAAAAUGUUAGGCCUUGAGGGACAAGAUAUUCAUCAAAGCAACCUUGGUUGGUCGCCUGUGUAUGUUGAGUCCAACCUUGGUGUGAUGUCGAUUGGUUUCAUGCUGCGUAAUCCAGAUGAUGCUGUCAUAUGGAGGGGUCCUCGCAAGAAUGGACUGAUCAAGCAGUUCUUAAAGGAUGUCGACUCGGGGGAGAUUGACUAUCUCGUAGUGGACGCUCCUCCAGGAACAUCUGAUGAGCACAUCUCGAUCGUGCAAUACCUGCAAGCCACAGGAAUCGAUGGUGCGAUAAUUGUCACGACUCCACAACAGGUCUCUCUGAUUGAUGUGAGGAAGGAGAUAAACUUCUGCAAGAAGGUUGGUGUCCCUGUCCUAGGUGUUGUGGAGAACAUGAGUGGCCUGAGGCAGCCGCUUUCAGAUCUCAGAUUCGUCAAGCCAGGUGAGGCAGGCGAGACAGAUGUGACAGAGUGGGCCCUGAACUAUAUCAAGGAGAAAGCCCCUGAGCUUCUGUCAGACAUGGCCUGCAGUGAGGUGUUUGAUAGCAGCAAGGGAGGCGCCGAGAAGAUGUGCCAUGAAAUGGGGGUUCCUUUCCUUGGUAAGGUGCCCAUGGAUCCGCAGCUGUGCAAGGCGGCCGAGGAAGGGAGGUCAUGCUUUACUGAUCAGAGAUGUAGUGCCAGUGCGCCAGCUCUUCAGAGCAUUGUGAAGAAACUGAUCAAGACCGAGUGA
Molecule: messenger RNA, 906 nt
Organism: Miscanthus lutarioriparius
Lineage: Eukaryota; Viridiplantae; Streptophyta; Magnoliopsida; Poales; Poaceae
Source: the annotation of a GenBank genome assembly